Messenger RNA from Aspergillus nidulans FGSC A4, 2076 nucleotides. RefSeq names its product DNA-directed DNA polymerase alpha subunit POL12. NCBI's taxonomy places the organism in Eukaryota, Fungi, Ascomycota, Eurotiomycetes, Eurotiales, Aspergillaceae. The record is from RefSeq and is a predicted model, not a curated record. Gene Ontology annotation, molecular function: DNA binding. Gene Ontology annotation, biological process: DNA replication. Gene Ontology annotation, cellular component: nucleus.
GGCCUGGAAGCAACAAACCUCGCAGAAAUGGGCUCUAUACUCUCCGAUGACCCAGGCGCCGCUGCUGACGCAACGAAAGAUGAAUUGACCGAACUCUUUGCGCCCUCUGCUCCGUCCGGGCUCCCCGCCGACAUCUUAAUGGAGCUGCAAUCUAUUAUGCGCGUGCAUAGCAUCACGGCGCAAGAACUGUUUUACCGUUGGGAGUCGUACUGUUUGCGCAUGGGCUCUGAGGAAACGAAACUUGAUCUCGAGACUGUGAGACUGUUCAAGCGUGAUGUGCAGGAGAAUCUGGAACGACAGGCGAGGGGACGACAGCAGGUUGAGAAACGCGGUGGAGCUGCGGCGACGCCAAAGGCUAGGGAUAUGCCUGUUGGAGGGGGAACAGUAGCGGCAGAUGUCUUUGGGAUGUUGGAUGGAUUGACGCCUGCGCGAACACCUGGUGCUGGAUCAGCAAAGAGGAAAGCGGAGUUCUCGUCUCCCUCAAAGACGAAUUCUCCUCUUGCUUCGAAGACGAAUGUUGCGAAUGGUAAUGGAGAGGGGUUACAGUAUGUUUUGCGCGUUUUCGCUUCGAGUACUAGUUGUGCAUGUAUAAUGUCUGACUUGUAUAGGUCUGUUCCUUUCUCAGAACGUCAGAACCCCGGUCAGACGAUUGAAACUAUCAACGAGCACCUGUCGAUGCCGGAAACGCCUAUGGCGCCGCCGUCGGAGCCUCGCAUUCGCCCGGCUGCGAACACAGAUCUCAAAAAGUUCGGAUAUAAACCCAUGGCUAUGCGCCUUUCAGAAGCAUCUGAGAUUCUGGAUGACCGAAUUGAUGAGUUCAUGACUAUAUUCGAGAAGAUGUAUGAGAAGGAGGAUGUCACAUUUGGAAGUGCCGCUGUUCAGAGCACAAACGAGAUUGUUGCCGUUGGCCGUAUUGCCUCUGAUAGCCCGGAAGGGAAGCUCAAUCCUGCGUCUCUUGUGCUCGAGACGUCGAGACGUAGCGGAGCUGGGCGAAGGGUUCCUCUGAAUGUCGACUCUAUUCCAUCAGUGAACUUCUUUCCUGGCCAGAUUGUCGCACUGUUGGGAAUCAAUGCAUCAGGAAAUUAUUUUUCGGUCAAGGAGGUCCUUCCACCACCGCUGUUGCCGCCAGCCGUAUCGUCUGUACCUACGAUUGAGAGCACUAAUGAGCGAUUAUCGGAAGGAGGGUCUUCACCCUUGAAUGUAAUGAUCGCUUGCGGGCCCUACACCGCCGACGACAAUCUGGACUUUGAGCCGUUGAAGGAAAUAUGCCACAAAGCUGCAGAGGGCUACGCAGAUGGGCUCAUACUGUUAGGGCCGUUCCUGGAUCUUGAACAUCCAUUGCUGGCAUCGGGUGAUUUCGAGCUCCCAGAAAGUAUCGACCCGGACACGGCUACACUAACCACCGUUUUCAAACACUAUAUUUCCACACCGUUACAACAACUCGCCGCCGCCGUCCCAAGCAUCACAAUUGCGCUCGUCCCGUCUGUUCGGGAUGCCGUGAGCAAACACGUCUCAUGGCCACAAGAGCAGCUACCUAAGAAGGAACUCGGACUGCCCAAACAAGCUCGCAUGGUGUCCAACCCAGUGACCUUCUCCUUGAAUGAAACAGUUAUCGGAAUGUGCUCGCAUGAUGUACUAUAUGAGUUGCGGAGGGAGGAGGCUCUGCACGGGAAACCGAAAGAGGGUAACCUUCUGACUCGUCUGGUGAAGUACCUGAUCGAACAGCGCCACUUCCUCCCCAUCUUCCCACCUUCAUCAAGAGAUGCGCUUCCAAGGCCAGGAUUUGAAGGCGGGCUAGCGACGGGUGCCGCGCUGGACGUAAGCUACUCCAAGCUCGGUGAAUGGUGGAACGUACGGCCAGAUAUAUUGAUAGUCCCUAGCAUGCUGCCGCCGUUUGUCAAGGUGGUUGACAGUAUCCUCACAAUUAACCCUGGCACGCUCUCCAAGCGACGAGCAGCGGGAACCUUUGCGCAGAUGGCCAUCCAUCCGCGCGUCGUGAGCGAGGAAGAACGGGAACAAAAGAACAUAAGCCACAAGCUAUACGAACGGACACGGGUAGAUAUAAUCCGGAUAUGA